Arabidopsis lyrata subsp. lyrata is the source of this 1442-nucleotide messenger RNA. RefSeq names its product metal tolerance protein C2. Gene Ontology annotation, biological process: transmembrane transport; intracellular zinc ion homeostasis; zinc ion transport. Gene Ontology annotation, cellular component: membrane; Golgi apparatus. Gene Ontology annotation, molecular function: zinc ion transmembrane transporter activity. Lineage: Eukaryota; Viridiplantae; Streptophyta; Magnoliopsida; Brassicales; Brassicaceae. The record is from RefSeq and is a predicted model, not a curated record. The coding region runs from base 24 to 1205 and encodes 393 amino acids. The transcript has 10 exons.
UUUUAGUGAAAUUAAGAUCAAAAAUGGAGAGAUCCAUUUCCUUUAAUCCUCGAGGCGAUAACGAGCUCCCGAAUGAUCGCAGCAGUGAUGUUGGAUAUGUUGCUAAUGAUCGGAGGCUUGCUUAUUCUCGUUCGUUUCAGCAAUCUCACGGUCCACGAACGCCGGCGGUCACGGAAGCAGCUAAGCCUUUUCUCGAUAGGACGGUCUCGAGCAUCGAUAUGCCGCCGGAGAUUUACUCCGUUGACGGGAAUGAUGUGUUUUACGGGGAAGGGAAAGACGUAGAAAUAGGAAAAGUAUCUGUUUUGGAUAUGGUUUGGGAGAUUUUUGGAGUACUGAGAAGUGGAAAUCGGCAGAUGAAGAGGUUGUUUCUGCUGAUUGCGCUUAAUGUCUUGUAUUCUACAACAGAGCUCUCUAUUGGGAUCUUCACUGGGCGUGUAGGUUUGGUCUCCGAUGCAUUCCAUUUGACAUUUGGUUGUGGGCUCUUGACAUUUUCUUUAUUUGCAAUGGCAACUUCAAGGAAGAAGCCUGAUCAUGCUUACUCAUACGGGUACAAAAGACUUGAAGUUUUAUCUGCUUUCACUAAUGCUCUGUUCCUUAUGUUCAUGUCAUUCUCCUUAGCUGUGGAAGCUCUUCAUGCAUUUAUACAAGAUGAAUCAGAGCACAAGCAUUAUUUGAUUGUAUCAGCCGUAACAAAUUUACUGGUGAACCUACUAGGUGUUUGGUUCUUCCGGAAUUAUGCUCGUGUCAAUAUUGCCUACAGAAAAGCAGAAGAUAUGAAUUACCACUCUGUUUGCUUGCACGUCAUAGCAGAUUCCAUCCGCAGUGCAGGUCUGAUACUGGCAUCUUGGCUCCUCUCUCUCGGGGUUGAAAAUGCAGAAGUCCUAUGUUUAGGAUUGGUAUCCAUUACCGUGUUUAUGCUUGUUAUGCCACUCUUCAAAGCCACUGGUGGUGUCUUGCUUCAGAUGGCACCCCCUAACAUUCCUUCUUCAGCAUUAAGCAAAUGCUUGCGACAGAUUACUUCUCGAGAAGAUGUCAUGGAGGUUUUACAGGCACGUUUCUGGGAGGUUGUGCCUGGUCACACUGUGGGCUCACUCAGACUCCAGGUGAAGAGCGGAAUAGAUGAAAGGCCAUUACUGCAAUAUGUAUAUGAUGUAUACCAUGAUUUGGGUGUACAAGACUUGACCCUGCAAACUGAUUACACUUGAGCUGCAUCUGCGUCAUCUUUGUUUUUAAAUACUGAUUUGAAGAUUUUGGAUGUAUACUAGAGAUCAUGGUUCUAUAGGAAAAUAUUUUUUGGUUUCAAGUUGUGACUUUGUUCGUGCAAUCUGGUUUUGUUUGUUUUUCCAUUUGUGUGUCUUUUCAACCACACAAGGACCACAACCUUUGUAUUUUUCAAGUUUGUGGAUAUUUUGGCUCAUAAAUGAUAUGCAACUUGAAACAAA